GAACACAAGGGCUGGGUCAGUUGAGAGAAGCACCGGUUCAGAAGGGGAGCCGCUAGCUACCUGGGAGGCGAUAAUGCAGAGAGGGAAAUAGAACACAGUCGGCAAUGCUAAGCUGAAACGGAUCCUGCGACACUACCUUUUUGAAAAUGUCAGAUCUGACCAAGACCAUCCAGAAAUGGCACGCGAGUUUUAAAAAAGGCACGGACUUUGAUUCGUGGGGGCAGUUAGUGGAAGCAAUUGAUGAGUACCAAAUACUCGCAAGGCAGUUGCAGAAGGAGGCCCAGUCGUCCAAUUCAUCGGAAUUCACAGAGGAUCAGAAGAAGACUUUGGGAAAGUUGGCAACAUGCCUGGAAAUGAGGAGUGCGGCCCUGCAGUGCACUCAGUCCCAGGAAGAUUUCAGGCUGGAAGACCUUAAGAAACUGGAGCCGAUCGUUCAGAACGUCCUGACGUAUAACAAAGGAUUUCCCUUCGAUGUUCAGCCAGUGCCUUUAAGGAAGAUCCUUGCCCCUGGUGAAGAGGAGAACCUGGAAGUUGAGGCAGAGGAGGACUCAGUGGUUGGCGCGGGGUCCCCCGAAUCCUUUUCCUCCAGAGUUCCAGCUUUGCAAGGGACACUGUUGCCACGGUUACCCUCGGAGCCAGGAAUGACACUGAUCACCAUAAAGAUCGAGAAGAUAGGCCUGAAGGACGCGGGACAGUGCAUCGACCCCUACAUCACAGUCAGCGUGAAAGAUCUGAAUGGGAUCGAUCUGAACCCGGUGCAGGACACCCCCGUGGCCACUCGCAAAGAGGACACCUACAUUCACUUCGGCAUGGAUGUGGAGAUCCAGAAGCACCUGGAGAAGCUUUCUAAAGGGGCAGCUAUUUUCUUUGAGUUCAAGCACUACAAACCCAAGAAGAGGUUCACCAGCACAAAGUGCUUCGCUUUCAUGGAGAUGGACGAGAUUAAACCUGGACCCAUUGUAAUUGAAUUGUACAAGAAACCGACUGAUUUCAAGAGGAAGAAACUCCAGCUCUUGACCAAGAAGCCACUUUAUCUCCAUCUGCACCAGACUUUGCACAAAGAUUAACUGUAAAACCGUAAAAACACCCUCAACACACCCCCCCCCCCACCAGCACAACCCCCCCUCCCGACCCCCCAUCAGAGCCACACGGGACAGAGCACAUCAGAGCUACCAGUCGCCCCCCUGCAGCUUGGAUCUCCACCACAGCUGAUUGGCUGCAUGUCUGUUUGGGUCUGAACCCUUAAACCUGGGGGGUGAAGAACAGAAGCCGAACCCCCCCAGGUGAGCCGAACCCCCCCAGGUGCCCGUUCUGUGCGUGACGUCUCUUUAAAAUGGAAAAAGCGAACAGGUACAUUCCACCAGCCCCCCUGUCCCCGAACCCCACCCCACUUUAAUUUCCCAGAAACUGUGGAUUUGUUUGAUCUACGAAGUAUUCCUUCUCUGAAAAUCCAGAGAAAAUGAUUCAUGCACUGUUACAGAGGGCGAGAAAGCAAGAGAGAUGCGUAUUCGUGUCUCACAAAUUGGUGAUCAAAGAAGAAUGCUGAUGUCACUUCCUGUCUCCUGAGCUGGGAAGAGGAAAUGGAGGAUGUGUUAUUUUUUUUCUGUGCUCCAUCCAGCAAACUGGAAACACGUUGUUUGAUAUGAUUUAAUUCUGUUUGUAUGCUCCUUAGCGUGUUAAAGCUGAGGUGACAGGUUUUUCAGUUUUAGAUACGUGGGCCCACCUGUCCAUCAAAAGCACAGACACGCCUCCUCCACUCUGAUGAGCUAUGAUGUCAUCUUGAGGAAAAAGGGCUUUUUUAACAAAGGAUGUUGCAUGUACCUUGCGUGGAUAAUUGUUUUUUUUUUUUUAAUUGAAGUCACAUUGGCAGUUACACCCUCUCUACUUAGCCUCUCUCUUAAUUUUGUUUCUUAAUAUCUGAUUUUAGAUGGUUUUAUUUUUUUAAUGUCAGAGAAUGCAGACAAUAGCUGGACAUACUACAGAACACACUAAAAUGGUGCAUAUGGAUGUGUGUGCGCGUGCCUGUGUACGCGUGCGGUUUGUGUGGAUGCAGUUUCAGUGUUCAUUAAACAAUGCAUUGUGUUUUGUCCUUGAACUGCAUAUUUACAUGGCUUUCAUUUCUAAUAAACAAAGUGCUGCUUGAA
Messenger RNA from Anguilla rostrata (American eel), 2144 nucleotides. It is a transcript of the gene aida, whose product is annotated as axin interactor, dorsalization associated. The transcript is spliced from 11 exons. Lineage: Eukaryota; Metazoa; Chordata; Actinopteri; Anguilliformes; Anguillidae. Gene Ontology annotation, cellular component: membrane. Gene Ontology annotation, biological process: determination of ventral identity. The coding region runs from base 147 to 1067 and encodes 306 amino acids. Gene Ontology annotation, molecular function: phosphatidylinositol binding. The record is from RefSeq and is a predicted model, not a curated record.